AACAGCCAGUAACCAAGGGAGCAAGAAAUGGGGUCGGCCUCAAAGAAAACUUCCCCAAUGGACCUCCUCUCCGAUGAGGAGCAAGCAUACCCAAUCCACGAACGGGUCCAAUCUGCGCAAACCGAGCUCGAAGGAUUCGCUAUAGGAGACCGAAGUUACGAACGCCAAUUCGCAACAAUGUAUUUUUUGCGUCUAGUAGAUUUAAAACCGUCGGUGGAGGCUGUCGCAUUGAAAGCUUGGGAGGGCAUUGAAAUUGGAGGCGAAACCGUCAACAGAGCGGACCGCGUCCUUGAAGUCCGCCAGGGCGAACUCUGCUGGAUUGUCGGCACAAUUUACAUGGAAAUGCCGCUGAAACCCAACAUCCUCGAGGACAUUACGAAGGACCAAUGGAUUGCGGCGCCGCCCCCUCGGGAUAAGUACGUGACGCCCGGGGCGGAUCAGACCAUGCUUGAGGAUGAGUCUGGGCGGCUGAGGCUUGUGGGGAGGGCGCUUGAGAAGGAGUGCCUGGUUACUGGGGUGGUGGUCGGCGUCAUGGGGACUGAGACCAAGGACGGGGAUUUUGACGUCGUGGAUGUGAUCGUGCCUGAGUUACCGCCGCAGGAGAAUAAAUUGGAUAUUGGUGAAGGAAAGGAGAAGAAGGGUGGUAGGAGGAAGGUUGCAUUGGUCAGUGGAUUGAGUUUUAAAGGGAAUGCCAUGGAGAAUUUCGAGACGGAGUUGUUGGCAGAGUACUUACUUGGUGAAGUGGGCGGAGUGGAGGACCAAGAAUCUGCAUCAAAAAUCACCCGCCUCAUUAUCGCCGGUAACUCCCUAGCCCCAGUAGUCGCUCUCCCACCUGUCAAGGGCGAAGAAAAGCACAAAAAAUAUGGUUACGACUCAACAACCUACAACGCAAAUCCCGUCCUCGCCCUUGACAACCUCCUGACAACCCUCCUCCCCUCCCUCCCCGUAACAAUCCUCCCCGGCCCCACCGACCCGGCAAACGUCUCCCUCCCACAGAAGCCCCUCCACCCCGCCAUAUUCCGUAACGCAAAACACUACGCCGCCUCCUCCCUACACACAGCCACAAACCCCUGCUGCGUCGACAUCGACGGGCUCAAGUUCCUGGGAACCGCGGGGCAGAAUCUGGACGACGUGUACAAGUACGUUGAAGGGGAAGACCGAUUGGGGAUGUGCGAGCGCUUACUAAGGUGGAGGUGUGUGGCGCCGACGGCCCCAGAUACGCUUUGGUCCUUCCCAUUUGAAGACAAAGAUAUGUACGUCAUAAAAGAGUGUCCGCACGUAUUUUUCAUAGGGAACCAAGAGGAGUUUGCCAGUCGGUUGGUAGAAGUAGGGCCUCAAAACCAACUCUGCAGAAUAAUCCUGGUUCCCAAGUUCUCGGAAACAAACGAGGUGGUGCUACUAGACCUUGACACACUCGAGUGCGAAAGCGUGAGGUUUGGUGUUGAGAAUGGUACCGGGUCACCUGGUUAG
Molecule: messenger RNA, 1470 nt
Organism: Tuber melanosporum (Perigord truffle)
Lineage: Eukaryota; Fungi; Ascomycota; Pezizomycetes; Pezizales; Tuberaceae
Exons: 7
Coding region: 178-1470 (430 amino acids)
Biological process (GO): DNA strand elongation involved in DNA replication; DNA replication
Cellular component (GO): delta DNA polymerase complex
Molecular function (GO): DNA binding
Source: RefSeq, a predicted model, not a curated record